CGUGAACAGCUAGUCUACUGAUAACCUCUCACCAGUAGUAUCUAAAUAACUAUAUUAUAACUGAUUCUACGCUGCUAUACUACAUCGUAAGUCUGACAAAACGGAAAAGCCGGUCCGCUCGAGUGUAAGGUUUAAAAACAAUAUUUUUUCUACAAUUGCAGAAACGUUCUAUAGGGAGUCGUCGAGAAGAUUGUGGCACGAGACACAAAAGCCAAGUUACUGAAAGGUUUUUGUACUAAUACGUGGACUAUGACAAGGAAGCCAAAGGUUUAAAAAACGUUUCCUCUCACAAUGGAACAAAGCUUUCAGAUAUUCAUCGCAUUGCCAACAGAGGAUGUUUGUACACUAAGAGAUGUUAGCAACGAUAUGAGAAUUUAUCAACUGAAAUCUCGCGUGGAACUAAAAACAGGCAUUCCUGGAGAUAUUCAACAUUUAUACUUCAUGAAUAAAGAACUUCAUGAUGAUCACAAGCUUGAAGAUCUUAAAGUUAAGCAAGGCUGCAUCAUUCGAGUCAAACUCGAAUCAACUUGGUCUAACCUCUUUGAAGCUUGCUGGAGAGGAGAUAUAUAUGAAGUCUUCCAAAAUGGGGUUCAAUUUUUGGAUGAAAAUGAGUUCCAAGGUUACAAUAUAGCUUUGUGGAACAGACUUGUCAUACAAAGAGCGACAAAGGCGUUAUUCAUCGCAUCUCAUAGAGGUUUUUUAGGGUUGAUUAUGGAGCUUUUAAAUCGCGGUGCUGCUGAUAUUAAUGGGAAAACGAGGUUCGGAAGGACGAGUCUACAUGUUGCUGCAUAUCAAGGCUUUGUGGGAUGCGUAUCUUUACUUCUUUCGGAAGGAGCUUUGUGCAACCAGAUCGAUUAUAAUGGCAAGACUGCUCUGGCACUUGCCAGCGAGAAUGGUCACAUAUAUUGUGAAAGACGUCUUUGGUUGUAUCAGAUGAACUUGAAAAGGUACGCUGUUUCUGGGAAAAGAAGAUCGAGUGAUGAUAACAAGACAAAGCAAGAAACGAUAGAUGAAUUCAAUACCAGAAUGAGCACGAGCAGUUCUGGCAAAGGAUUGCACCUGAAUGGGAACAAAGCGAGACUAGCACAGGGUGAAGAAAGACAAGAACACAAGAAAUUCGAACUCCAUUUACCUCGUGUCCAGACCUCUGACGGCCAAAGCAACACGAGCUCAACCCCAGGCUCCGAUGCGCAAGAACAUUCAACUCGUGCUCAGUUUCCUCUCGUGCAAAUCGCAGAAAAAUACCGCAGAGAGUAUAGGGAGUUAAAGGAAUCACAUUUUCCUAAUAUGGGCAAGAAAGAGAGUCCAGGGACCCAAAGGCCUCAAACGGCACCAAAUCCUCACGGUCAGAAAGGUGCGAGAUUAGAGACUAAGUCCAAGAAUGCACUUGAUCAAGUAGAGGAAGCUAAUGCGAUAGGUUUGAAACAAGACGAGAAAGCUGAGAAAAUGGACACCAAAGAGUCUAAAGAAAAUGUACCAGCGAGCAAGACUUGUUCUAAUGAUGAAACCAGUUCGUCAGAACAAGGAAGACAAGAAGAAAACAAGAAAGAAAGGCCACAAUCUAGCAGAAUUUCUAACAAGCGCCAUCUUGAUGUCGUUAUUUCAAGUUCUCGGUUAAGAUCAAAAAGCGAAGAAGCUCGAUCUGUGAACCCAGAAGUCAAUUCGCCCCAAGAUUCGCCGAGUCCUUCAGACGAGCCCGCGAUUGACCAUGAUUAUAUGGAUGUCACAGCGCAUGCUUACAGGCCGCGAAAACAAGCUCCGACGUUUGAUUCAUGGCUCGAAAAGAAACGAAAUCAAGGACAACUACGGCCCGCCACAGCUCACGUCACGGAAAAGAGCAAAAUGGGCAAAAGUAUUGAGCCCGAAGCUUUUAAAAACUGGCUGAAUAAAAAGCGUUAUCAUCACUAUAGAAGUAAUUCAGAAUCUAGCAAUAGCGGCCCUAAAAAGACUUAUAUUAGUUCAGGUUUGACGUUUGAUAAGUGGCUUGAGGAGAAGAGAAAAAUGGCGGGAAAAGAGAAAGAUUGUCACGUGGUUGAAUCAUGUAGUGAAAGUAACAAAAAAGCGCGUGUAAUUUUGGCGGGAAAGUCAUACGAAGAGUGGCUCAAUGAAAAACUCGCGCAGACGCAGAGUAAAGAGAACGAAAAUGAAGAGGGGAAUAAUAAUGUUCAAAAGAGCGGGAAAACAUACGAGAUGUGGCUUCUGGAGAAGAAAAAGCAGAAGCAGAUUGAGAUGAUACACAAAGCUACAACUGAAAAGGAAAAACAACGACGACUUGAGUUUGAACAGUACCAGAAACUCUUGAAUCCUAAUUGCCGGACAUUCGACGAAUGGUUAGCGAUAAAACAACAAGAACACUUGUUGGAACGAGUGCGCGCCGAAAAUGAGCCGAAGGAAGACGAAAUUACGAGCGAAGACAAGAAAAAAGAUGCCCAUACUGUCUUUGAUAUUUGGCUGACGAUGAAGUUUGUGCAAGAAAUGAAAGUAGAGGAAGAAAAUUACAGGGAAAUGAAAGAGAAAUGGGAGAGAAGAGAAAAGCAACGGGAAGCUUUGAGGAGAGCGAUUCAUAUGAGUAAACUGAUGAAACAACAAAAUGGGAAUCAAAAUCACCAAAAUUACAAAACGCCUAACGAGAGAAGAGAUGUUGUAAAUGAUGAAGAUGAUGAAAUUAUGGAAUGCAUAGAAGCUUGACGAUUUAAUAGUAUGACUACUAUGAUUCCAGCAAAUGAUUUUAAAGUCACCUAGUGAAGUAAAAUUUCUAGUCGAAAAUAAUGAUAAAAAUUUUUAAAUGGGUGAAAUAUUUGCUUGAGUUAACAGAAAUGCACUUCUUUACCUUCGCAUACAAAUUGCCCAUUUUCAGACUACGUGUCAUUUCCCUGAGAAUCGUUCUUUUCAUGACGAACAUGUUAAAAUAUUUACACAUGAAAGAAUCAACUCAGUCCCAAGAGUGGCAUCACAUGGUCUGAAAUGUGAACAAGAAACAACGAAGGUAAAGAGGUCUAUUAGAAAAUCGCAAUGCCUCUUCAUUCGGAGUAUUUUGGUAACACUAGGAAACUAAAAGAAAGUUGAACUCAUCAAUCAGACACGAAUUUCGGACUACUAAGUAAGGGGCCUGGCUACAAAUGCUAGCAGUAACCAUGGUAACCCUAUCAUGACACACCAAGCACCUGUCACACUUGACCUGUCACAACUGACAAGUCAGCGAAAUACUCACUUAUUCGUACCUUCAGGGGAAGGGUGAGAGGGAAAAAAAUACAAAUGCAAAGCGUGAA
Molecule: messenger RNA, 3269 nt
Organism: Actinia tenebrosa (Australian red waratah sea anemone)
Lineage: Eukaryota; Metazoa; Cnidaria; Anthozoa; Actiniaria; Actiniidae
Molecular function (GO): protein binding
Source: RefSeq, a predicted model, not a curated record